CUAGUUAAGGCUGAAAGUGAAUGCAUUUUUACAGCUGAAAUCCUACUUAUCAUUUUCUGUCUCAUUUCAACCCCAGAUAACAAAGUGGAAUGGGUUUAUAUAAGCUAUCUCCUGCUGACUGCUUAGUCAUAUGAUUUUCAACUUCUGCUACGGUAUAUUUGAGAUUGCAAAGAAGUGAGCAAUGUCAGCCAAUUGAAUAUUCAUAGUAUGGCUGAACAAGCUACUCAUGGUGUGUGAGUCUAUACUCAACCUCAGCCAAUCUUUUAAGGGGAAAUGGAAGAACACAAAGUAGUGCAAACCAAGCAAGGAAGUCUGAGGGGAUCAGUCAAAUACUCCUCUUUUAGUGACAAGAGAUAUUACUCUUUUGUUGGCAUUCCUUUUGCAAAACCACCCGUUGGCACCCUCAGGUUUAAGGACCCUGAACCAUUUGGUGAAUGGACUGGUGUACGGGACGCUCUACAAGAUGGGAACAAAUGUAAGCAAGGUAUCCUAGUUCGCAACCCUGGAGUAGACCCCAACAAUAUCUCAGAAGUUGGGGAUGAAGACUGUCUUUAUCUUUGUGUUUUUACCAACAAGCUCCCAGAGGAAAGCCCAACUAGAAGUCCUGUGAUGGUUUACAUUCAUGGGGGAGCGUUUGCUGGGGGCUCCGGGAUUUCCAAGAGCAUAAACCCUGAAUUUUUGUUGGAGGGGGACACUGUACUUGUAACAAUCAACUAUCGCUGUGGUGCCUUUGGAUUCCUCUCUCUUGAAAAUGAAGAGGUUCCAGGCAACGCAGGACUCAAGGACCAAACAUUGGCUCUCAGAUGGGUCCAAGACAACAUUGAUAUUUUCGGAGGAGACUCAAACAAUGUCACCAUCUUUGGUAUCAGUGCAGGAGGUGCUUCAGUGCAUUACCAUCUGCUGUCUCCUAUGUCUAAAGGUCUUUUCCACAAGGCAAUUAUUCAAAGUGGGUUCUGUCUGAUGAACGAAUGGUCCCUGCAAAGGUCCCCAAAUCAAUUGGCUUUCACAUUGGCAAAGAAAUUAGGAUUUGAAUCAGAAGAUGAUGCUGAAGUAUUCAGAUAUUUACAAACUGUGCCAAGUGAAGACAUUCUCAGUGCAACUCAUGAAUUCUGCAAAGACCAGGAAUACAUCACCUGGAUUGGCCUUCUGUUCACUGCCUGUGUAGAAACAGCAGGCUCCAACAAGUUUCUUCAUGACACUCCGACAAACCUGAUGAAGAGAGGAGAGUUCAGUAAAGUGCCUGUGAUUCUGGGAGCUGUGGAAAAUGAAGGAAACGUGCACACGUUUUUGUCUCAAACAUGUUUCAGUUUUGAUUCGAUACCUGAAAUCAUCAACAAUAGACCUGAACUGCUUGUUCCACCAUUCUUCAAACUAAAUCCUGGGAGUAAAGAAGAAAAAGAUGUCCAAAAAGCCAUUUGGGAGUUUUAUCUUAAAGGGGAACAACUGUCCUUAAAGAAUUUCCAGGAAUUUACUAAGUAUGAAAGUGAUUUUCUGAUAAUCGCAGGACUUGGUGAAACUAGAAGGUUGAUGCUGGAAAAAUCUAAAUGUCCAGUAUACACAUAUUUGUUCACCAACCACACAAAGUGCUUCUGUUCAGGUCUGUCAGGAAUGUUGGGUGCAGACAACCCUGUGCUUCCAUAUCUCUCGGGCCCAGGUACAUGCCAUGCAGCUGACAGUGUAUACUUAACCAAACAUGUCACUGAUAAACUGGAUUUGACACCAGAAUUCAAACAAGCUGUCAACAAACAUGUACAAGCUUGGACUAACUUUGCUAAAAGCGGAGAUCCGAAUGUGGCUGAGACAGGAGUGAGGUGGACCCCAGACUCUCAGUCCAGUCCCUGCUACAUGGACAUCGGGACUGACUGGACUGUCAAAGAAGGAGUGCCUUUUGCUGACAGAAUCAACUUUUGGCUGCAGCUUUCAGACAGAUAUUUGACUUAUUUUCAGAAACAAAGCUACACAGAUCAUCUGAAACCAUCUACACUCAUCCUUCCCUCUUAUUUUGGUUCAAAUACACAGGUGACGUCACCAUCUCAAUUGUCAGUUGAGAUGGAAGACUUUGUAGUGAUAGAAACUAAGCUAGGUAGUCUUAGAGGUAAGGUGUGCAAGACUGGUUUAUCCAACAAGAAAUACUACUCAUUCUUGGGCAUUCCUUAUGGACAACCACCCGUUGGUGCACUCAGAUUCAAGGCUCCCAGGCCAUUUGGAGGCUGGGAAGGCGUGAGGAACGCAUUGCAAGAUGGAGACUAUUCCAAACAAAGCACUCUUUUUACUAUAGUGUUUGAGGGCAAAUCCCCUGAAAAAGCUGCAGCAGGCGAUGAGGAUUGUCUUAACUUAGGAGUUUUCAUUAAUGAGCUUCCAGGAAACAUGAAGUCAAAGAGACCAGUGAUGGUCAGUAUUCAUGGAGGAGGUUUUGCACUUGGUUCUGGAAACUCAAACAUUUUGGGCAUGGAUUUCCUUAUGGAGGAGGACGUUGUAGUGGUGUCAUUCAACUACCGCUGUGGCGCUUUGGGAUUUCUUUCCCUGGGAACCGAAGAGGUUCCAGGCAACGCAGGACUCAAGGACCAAACAUUGGCUCUCAGAUGGGUCCAAGACAACAUUGAUAGUUUCGGAGGAGACCCAAACAAUGUCACCAUCUUUGGUAUCAGUGCAGGAGGUGCUUCAGUGCAUUACCAUCUGCUGUCUCCUCUGUCUAAAGGCCUCUUUCAUAAGGCGAUCAUGCAAAGUGGUUUUGCUCAGAACCUAUGGGCUUUCCAACCAUCACCAAAAACAGUAGCUCUGAAGUUAGCAAAGAUGUUAGGAUGCACGUCAGAAGAUCCGCAAGAAGUUUUAAGAUUCCUCCAGUCAGUUCCUUCUGAUGACAUAAUCAUUGCUCAGAGCACAAUUUGUGCUGAAAAGGAAAACAUUAAGAGCGGCUGCAGUGUUUUCUCCCCCUGUGUGGAAAUUAAAGGAAAAAAUAAAUUUUUAUCAGACACUCCCAAUAAAAUAAUGAGAAGUGGUGAAUACAACAAGGUACCCACAAUGUUAGGGGUGUGUCAGAAUGAAGGAUCAACAUUUCAAUCCAUCCCAUUGUUGACUGGGCUAAAAGUAGAAGAAAUUCUUUCUUUUAUUAAUUCAAGUCAUGAAAUUCUGGUUCCACAUUUCCUGAAUCUUCAGCCAGGAAGCUGCAAACAGAAGAAUGCUAUCAAAGACAUAACUGAAUUUUACUUCAAGAGAGAACCACUCACUCUAAAUAACUUCUCUAAAUAUGUAAAAUACCACAGUGAUCUCCAGUUUAAUCUUGGCUUUUCGGAAACUAGAAAAUAUUUGGUGGCAAACUCCUCCCUCCCAACGUAUUCAUAUUUCUUCACCAACCAUUCUGGAUGCUCUUCGAAGCGUAUACAACAGACUAUUCAACUAAGUUCUGGAUGCGUGUUCGAAUCAGAAACAUGCCAUGGUGAUGAUACGAUUUACAUCUACAAAUCUCCCCUCACUAUGCCUGAAUUGACUUCAGAAUACAGACAGGCUGUGUCAAAACAUGUCAAGGUCUGGACCACGUUUGCCAUGACAGGGAACCCUAACAGUGAGGCGUUAGGAGUUAAAUGGAAGCCAGACACUGAGUGCAGCCCCUGCUGCAUGGACAUUGGUACAGAGUGGCGGAUGAGAGAAGGUGUGCCUUUCACCGAGAGAACCAACUUUUGGCAUCAGCUCACCAAAAAUAAUUGUAAAUUAUAAGAUAGGUGAAUAA
Molecule: messenger RNA, 3727 nt
Organism: Macrosteles quadrilineatus (aster leafhopper)
Lineage: Eukaryota; Metazoa; Arthropoda; Insecta; Hemiptera; Cicadellidae
Exons: 23
Coding region: 274-3714 (1146 amino acids)
Source: RefSeq, a predicted model, not a curated record